AUGUCUUCUCUGAGGACGCUGCGGCCAGCUUCGCAAUCGCUAAAGGCACAAUGUAGCACCGCCAGGAGAGGCGUCGCCACGAUGGCCAAUUUUAGGACACCCACCAUCAACAACGAGCCCAACCAACAUUACACGAAGGGAUCGGUGGAACGCCAGAAGCUACAGGAGGCCGUAGCAGCUUUGAAGCAGCGAAUACCGCUAGACGUCCCUUUGGCAGUGGGCGGAAAGCACAUCACCAACUGUUCCAUCCUUACACAGCACAACCCUUCCUCGCACGCCGAUGUUGUCGCUAAGUACUCCAACGCAAGCACAGCAGACGUUAACAAGGCAAUCGAUGAGGCUCUCUCAGCGCAAGAAGCCUGGGCGAAUCUACCUUUUGCCGAUCGUGCUGCCGUUUUCCUAAAAGCAGCAGAUCUCAUAUCGACAAAGUACCGAUACGAGAUCAUGGCUGCAACUAUGAUCGGACAGGGAAAAAACGCAUGGCAAGCGGAGAUCGACUCAGCAGCAGAGCUGUGCGACUUCUUCAGAUUCAACGUCAAGUACGCAGAGGAGACCUAUGGAGAACAGCCUGUGCACAACUCACCUGGAGUGUGGAACCGUGUCGAGUACCGCCCGCUUGAAGGCUUUGUAUACGCAAUCUCCCCUUUUAACUUCACUGCUAUCGGAGGAAACCUUCCUGCAGCCCCUGCGCUGAUGGGUAACGUCGUUGUGUGGAAGCCAUCACCAUCUGCGAUCGCGUCGAACUGGCUUGUCUACCAGAUUCUCAUCGAGGCAGGCUUGCCUCCAAACGUCAUUCAGUGGGUGCCUGGUGACGCAGUCGAAGUUACUCAAGCGGUGCUGGCACACCGCCAAUUCGCAGCUCUGCACUACACAGGCAGCACAGCUGUGUUCCGCUCGUUGUACGGCACGAUUGCCAACGGUGUAGCUGAAGGCAAAUACCAAGGCUAUCCUCGCAUUGUCGGCGAGACAGGCGGAAAGAAUUACCAUCUUAUCCACCCUAGCGCGGACGUUUCUAACGCGGCAAUUCAGACCGUUCGUGGCGCGUUCGAGUACCAAGGCCAAAAAUGCAGCGCUUGCUCCCGUCUCUACGUUCCGAAGUCCAUUUGGCCUGAAUUCAAGGAGAAGCUUGUCAGUGAGACGGCAGCACUGAAGAUCGGCGAGCCUUCCGAUUUCUCUAACUUUAUCGGCCCGGUGAUCCACGAAGGUAGCUUCAAGAAGCUCUCUGGUGUUAUCGAUGAGGCGAAGAACGACAGCGAGCUUGAGCUCCUUGUUGGUGGAAAGUAUGAUGGAAGCAAGGGCUAUUACAUCCACCCAACCAUUUACCAGACGACCAACCCCAACCAUUCUCUCUUGUCCCGCGAGCUCUUCGGCCCUGUCCUCGUCGCUUACGUAUACGACGACUCUGUUCCCGACGCCUUUGCCAAGAUCUGCAAGCAGAUUGAUUCGACUUCCGAAUACGCUCUCACCGGCGCUGUCUUCGCGCAGGACCGGGAAACGAUUCGCUUCGCCGAGAACGCUCUCCGCAACUCGGCCGGCAACUUCUACGUCAACUGCAAGUGCACUGGUGCUGUGGUUGGCCAGCAGCCAUUCGGUGGAUCGCGCGCUAGCGGCACAAACGACAAAGCUGGAAGUGCGACACUCCUAUCCCGCUUUGUUAACAUGCGGUCGGUCAAGGAAGAGUUCCUUCCAACAACCAAGGUCCAGUACCCCAGCAACGAGGUUUAA
Paraphaeosphaeria sporulosa is the source of this 1725-nucleotide messenger RNA. RefSeq names its product delta 1-pyrroline-5-carboxylate dehydrogenase-like protein. Lineage: Eukaryota; Fungi; Ascomycota; Dothideomycetes; Pleosporales; Didymosphaeriaceae. The record is from RefSeq and is a predicted model, not a curated record. Gene Ontology annotation, cellular component: mitochondrial matrix. Gene Ontology annotation, molecular function: L-glutamate gamma-semialdehyde dehydrogenase (NAD+) activity. The coding region runs from base 1 to 1725 and encodes 574 amino acids. The transcript is spliced from 6 exons.